This is a messenger RNA of Orycteropus afer afer, 3491 nucleotides long. It is a transcript of the gene USP7, whose product is annotated as ubiquitin specific peptidase 7. Gene Ontology annotation, molecular function: cysteine-type deubiquitinase activity; cysteine-type endopeptidase activity; protein binding. NCBI's taxonomy places the organism in Eukaryota, Metazoa, Chordata, Mammalia, Tubulidentata, Orycteropodidae. The record is from RefSeq and is a predicted model, not a curated record. Gene Ontology annotation, biological process: regulation of protein stability; protein deubiquitination. Gene Ontology annotation, cellular component: nucleus; cytosol.
AGCCAUGCGGCCAUGGCUGGGAACCAGCGGUUUGGAGGAGAAGCUGGAGAUACCGAUGAUCCACCCAGGAUUACUCAGAACCCUGUUAUCAACGGGAAUGUAGCCCUGAGUGAUGGGCCCAACAACACGGAGGAAGACAUGGAGGACGACACGAGUUGGCGCUCUGAGGCCACCUUUCAGUUCACUGUCGAGCGCUUCAGCAGAUUGAGUGAGUCGGUCCUGAGCCCCCCGUGCUUUGUGCGAAAUCUGCCGUGGAAGAUUAUGGUGAUGCCACGCUUCUAUCCAGACAGACCUCACCAAAAGAGCGUAGGAUUCUUUCUGCAGUGCAAUGCUGAAUCUGAUUCCACGUCAUGGUCUUGUCACGCACAGGCUGUGCUGAAGAUAAUCAACUACAGAGAUGACGAGAAGUCCUUCAGCCGCCGGAUCAGUCACCUCUUCUUCCACAAGGAGAACGACUGGGGCUUUUCCAAUUUCAUGGCCUGGAGCGAAGUGACUGAUCCUGAGAAAGGAUUCAUUGAUGACGACAAAGUUACUUUUGAAGUCUUUGUACAGGCGGAUGCCCCACAUGGAGUUGCGUGGGAUUCAAAGAAGCACACGGGCUAUGUGGGGUUAAAGAAUCAGGGCGCGACCUGCUACAUGAACAGCCUGCUGCAGACUCUGUUUUUCACGAAUCAGCUGCGAAAGGCGGUGUACAUGAUGCCAACAGAGGGUGAUGACUCGUCCAAGAGUGUCCCGUUGGCUCUGCAGAGAGUAUUCUACGAACUGCAGCACAGUGACAAGCCUGUGGGAACCAAAAAGCUCACCAAGUCCUUCGGGUGGGAGACUUUAGACAGCUUCAUGCAGCACGAUGUUCAAGAGCUGUGUCGCGUGUUGCUUGAUAACGUGGAAAAUAAGAUGAAAGGCACGUGUGUAGAAGGCACCAUACCUAAAUUAUUCAGAGGCAAAAUGGUGUCCUACAUCCAGUGUAAAGACGUAGACUAUCGGUCUGAUAGAAGAGAAGAUUAUUAUGAUAUCCAGCUAAGUAUAAAAGGAAAGAAAAACAUCUUUGAGUCAUUUGUGGACUACGUGGCAGUAGAGCAGCUGGACGGUGACAACAAAUACGACGCUGGAGAACAUGGCCUGCAGGAAGCAGAGAAAGGGGUGAAAUUCCUGACGUUGCCACCAGUGUUGCAUCUACAGCUGAUGAGAUUCAUGUACGAUCCGCAGACGGACCAGAACAUCAAGAUCAACGACAGGUUUGAGUUCCCUGAACAGUUACCCCUCGAUGAAUUCUUGCAAAAAACGGAUCCUAAGGACCCUGCCAAUUACAUUCUUCACGCAGUCCUGGUUCACAGUGGAGAUAACCAUGGUGGACAUUAUGUGGUUUAUCUAAACCCCAAAGGGGAUGGCAAAUGGUGUAAGUUUGAUGACGACGUGGUGUCCAGAUGCACUAAGGAAGAGGCCAUUGAGCACAAUUACGGGGGCCAUGACGAUGACCUGUCUGUGCGACACUGCACUAACGCCUACAUGUUAGUCUAUAUCAGGGAGUCAAAGCUGAGUGAGGUCUUGCAAGCGGUCACGGACCACGACAUCCCUCAGCAGCUGGUGGAGCGGCUGCAGGAAGAGAAGAGGAUCGAGGCGCAGAAGCGGAAGGAGCGGCAGGAAGCCCAUCUCUACAUGCAAGUGCAGAUAGUCACCGAGGACCAGUUUUGCGGCCACCAAGGAAAUGACAUGUAUGACGAGGAGAAGGUGAAAUACACGGUGUUCAAAGUGCUGAAGAGCUCGCCGCUGGCCGAGUUUGUCCAGAACCUGUCCCAGACCAUGGGAUUUCCACAAGAUCAAAUUCGGUUAUGGCCCAUGCAAGCGAGGAGUAAUGGAACAAAGCGACCGGCCAUGUUAGAUAACGGAGCUGAUGGCAGUAAGACGAUGAUUGAACUCAGCGAUAAUGAAAACCCUUGGACAAUAUUCCUGGAAACAGUUGAUCCUGAGCUGGCUGCUAGUGGGGCAACAUUACCCAAGUUUGAUAAGGAUCAUGAUGUCAUGUUGUUUUUGAAGAUGUAUGAUCCCAAAACCCGGAGCUUGAAUUAUUGCGGGCACAUCUACACACCGAUAUCCUGUAAAAUACGUGACUUGCUCCCAGUUAUGUGUGACAGAGCAGGAUUUAUCCAAGAUACUAGUCUUAUCCUCUAUGAGGAAGUUAAACCGAAUUUAACAGAGAGAAUUCAGGACUAUGAUGUGUCUCUUGAUAAAGCCCUCGAUGAGCUAAUGGAUGGUGACAUUAUAGUAUUUCAGAAGGAUGACCCGGAGAAUGACAACAGUGAACUCCCCACUGCAAAGGAGUAUUUCCGAGACCUCUACCACCGCGUCGAUGUCAUUUUCUGUGACAAGACAAUCCCGAAUGAUCCGGGAUUUGUCGUCACGCUGUCCAAUAGGAUGAAUUAUUUUCAGGUGGCAAAGACGGUUGCACAGAGGCUUAACACAGACCCGAUGUUGCUCCAGUUUUUCAAGUCUCAAGGCUACAGGGACGGCCCAGGGAAUCCUCUUAGGCAUAAUUAUGAAGGUACUUUAAGAGAUCUUCUACAAUUCUUCAAGCCUAGACAACCUAAGAAACUUUAUUAUCAGCAGCUGAAAAUGAAAAUCACAGACUUUGAAAACAGAAGAAGUUUUAAGUGUAUAUGGUUGAACAGCCAAUUUAGGGAAGAGGAAAUAACACUAUAUCCAGACAAGCACGGGUGUGUCCGGGACCUGCUGGAAGAAUGUAAAAAGGCCGUCGAGCUCGGGGACAGAGCCUCAGGGAAACUCAGGCUGCUAGAAAUCGUAAGCUACAAAAUCAUUGGUGUGCAUCAGGAAGACGAACUACUAGAGUGUUUAUCCCCCGCGACGAGUCGGACGUUUCGAAUAGAGGAGAUACCUCUGGAUCAGGUGGACAUAGACAAGGAGAACGAGAUGCUGAUCACGGUGGCCCAUUUCCACAAAGAGGUGUUUGGAACCUUCGGCAUUCCCUUUUUACUGAGGAUACACCAGGGCGAGCAUUUCCGAGAGGUGAUGAAGCGGAUCCAGAGCCUGCUUGACAUCCAGGAGAAGGAGUUUGAAAAGUUUAAAUUUGCAAUUGUAAUGAUGGGCCGACACCAGUACAUAAAUGAAGAUGAGUAUGAAGUAAACUUGAAAGACUUUGAGCCUCAGCCCGGUAACAUGUCUCACCCUCGGCCUUGGCUAGGGCUUGACCACUUCAACAAAGCCCCCAAGAGGAGUCGUUACACGUACCUUGAAAAGGCCAUUAAAAUCCAUAACUGACUUCCUUCCCCAGUGUGUGCAAGGCGAGGGAGCGUGCGUGGGUGCGCGCUCCUUUUUAACACCCGUAGAACUGUGGUGCACGUGCACUCUGCCCGGGGUCUUCAGCAAGAGGAUUUGCUGCUCAUGUUACUUUCUUUUGUUGAGGCUGUUCAGUUUGGCUUCUCUGUAUCUACGGACUGCCCUUUUUGAGCAAAAUGAAGCCGUUUUUAUAAAGCUUG